This is a messenger RNA of Photinus pyralis (common eastern firefly), 1024 nucleotides long. RefSeq lists its product as uncharacterized. Bases 151 to 921 code for a protein of 256 amino acids. The record is from RefSeq and is a predicted model, not a curated record. The transcript has 5 exons. Lineage: Eukaryota; Metazoa; Arthropoda; Insecta; Coleoptera; Lampyridae.
AUUUUCGACAGUGGCAAAACAUUGAGUUGAGAGUUCAGUUUACUUCUGAAGUUUUUUAGCUAGAAACCUUCAAAUAGCACAAAUACUUUCGUUUCAAAGCGGUUUUCAGGCUCCACUUUUCUUUGUAUACAACACUUCCCUCAUUCAGCCAUGGCUACCAGUGAAAGUGAAACUACUGCAAGUCCCACAGAACAGUAUAUUCGACAGUUAAGAACUUGGGUCGAAGAAACGCAUAGGCAGAAUCAACAAGCAAUGGCUGCAUGGCACGACGGCAUUCAGCAAGCCACCUUACGACAAAAUCCCAUUCCUACCAAUAUACUACUUAAUAACAAUGUCACACAAUCGCAACGUCCCCCUAUCAUAUUUUAUGGUUAUAAGAUACCACCAAUAUGGAAGCGUUUGUUGGCCGAAAUAAUCGAUUUUAUUAUAUUAUUUGUAAUAAAGAUGUUCUUAACGUUAUUGAUACUGGAAAGCAUUGAUUUCGUUGAUGUGGAGGGAAACACCAUCAGUAUCGCCGAAUUGCAGACAAAAUUGCAAAAUCCGCAGUUUGCCACUCAAAUGUCAGUCGAACUCUUAACUCUUGAACUUUUGCAUCGCUGCGUUGUGUGUUGCUACGAAACCUAUUGGUUGGUGAUGCAACGUGCGACUCCAGGUAAACAGUAUAUGGGAUUGGCGGUUGUCGAAGCCACAAGUUUUAUACCAUUACAAAGGGAGGACGUCGUUUUAGUACACCCUGCGACCACUUUAAGUAUUAAAGAUGCCCUUUUUCGCUCGGUCAUGAAAAGUGUGUUCAUUGGAUUUCUCUUGCCGAUCUGUUUCGUCUUAGUCUUUUUCAAAUUUAAACGUACUGGAUAUGACUUGAUAGCCAAAAGCAUCGUCGUGGAAUUUAAUCCCAACCCACCGGUUCAUGAACACCGUUAAAUUAUUUGUAUAAUCGCAAAUAUGUAUUUGUUAAAAUUUCAAAUGUUUAUUUUCUGUUAACAUAUUUAUAGAUGGGACCAAAUUAAAUUAUUUUCAAAGUAAA